AAUUUAUAUAUCAGUAUCACAAAUUCCUCCACCGUUAGGGCUGAAGAAGAAAAUAAAGGGGCUUUCUUUCAUCUCUUAGGAAAAGAAAAAAAAAAAAAAAAGAAAAAACAAUGGGUGGAGGCAAUGCGCAGAAGGCAAAGAUGGCUCGCGAGAAGAAUUUGGAGAAGCUCAAAGCUGGUGGAAAAGGAAGUCAGCUUGACGCUAACAAGAAGGCCAUGUCCAUCCAGUGCAAGAUUUGCAUGCAAACUUUCAUUUGCACUACUUCAGAGGCGAAAUGCAAGGAGCAUGCCGAAGCUAAACAUCCAAAGGCAGAACUCUUGACUUGUUUCCCCCACCUCAAGAAAGAAUAAACAGAAAAACGGAGAAGAAAAGAUCGAAUAUUUGGAUUUCAACUAUAUGUCUCUUUAUCUGUCAAUGUGUUUAGUUUUAAAAGCUGUUUCGGUAUUAUUAUUUGAUACUGAGAUGAUAUUUAUCAUGUCCUAAACUUUUUGAUGGUCAAGUGUAUUUUGAACUCCGUUUAUUAUAAUAUGGUUCGUAUUAUCUUUGUCUAUUA
Erythranthe guttata (spotted monkey flower) is the source of this 553-nucleotide messenger RNA. RefSeq lists its product as uncharacterized. The record is from RefSeq and is a predicted model, not a curated record. Lineage: Eukaryota; Viridiplantae; Streptophyta; Magnoliopsida; Lamiales; Phrymaceae.